This is a messenger RNA of Acaromyces ingoldii, 835 nucleotides long. Its product is annotated as putative 40S ribosomal protein S16. NCBI's taxonomy places the organism in Eukaryota, Fungi, Basidiomycota, Exobasidiomycetes, Exobasidiales, Cryptobasidiaceae. The coding region runs from base 218 to 649 and encodes 143 amino acids. The transcript has 2 exons. The record is from RefSeq and is a predicted model, not a curated record. Gene Ontology annotation, biological process: translation; maturation of SSU-rRNA from tricistronic rRNA transcript (SSU-rRNA, 5.8S rRNA, LSU-rRNA). Gene Ontology annotation, cellular component: cytosolic small ribosomal subunit; ribosome. Gene Ontology annotation, molecular function: structural constituent of ribosome; RNA binding.
CGACGCGACUUCGCCUCUCAUCGACUUGAACGACUUCGGUACGGCAAGCACAAGGUGAGCAUUGCAGAGCGUUGCAGGAGCGAAGGACGUUGAGAGCACGACGCUAGGGGGGAAACUGUGCCGCAGAAAGAGGAACAAAAGGAAACCAGAAGAGAAGGGAGGAUUAGGAUUACCUUGCUGACUCGAUAUCACAGUCAAUCGCCCUCAAUACCACAACAUGUCGACCGCUCCCGCCGUGUCUUGCUUCGGCAAGAAGAAGACGGCCACCGCUGUGGCCUACUGCAAGGAGGGCAAGGGACUGAUCCGCGUCAACGGUCAGCCCAUCACCCUCAUUGAGCCCGAGAACUUGCGCUGGAAGAUCUACGAGCCUGUGCUCGUUGUGGGAGAGGACAAGUUCUCCAAGGUUGACAUCCGCUGCCGCGUCUCGGGUGGUGGUCACGUCUCGCAGGUCUACGCUCUCCGCCAGGCCAUCUCCAAGGCCCUCGUCGCUUACUUUGCCAAGUACUACGACGCCAGCUCGGCCCUCGAGCUCCGUCAGACCCUCGUUGCCUACGACCGAACCCUUCUCAUUGCCGACCCCAGGAGGAUGGAGCCCAAGAAGUUCGGCGGUCACGGUGCCAGGGCACGCAGGCAAAAGUCGUACCGAUAAGCUGUUUCACUAUUCGGGCUCAGGCGGGGAAAGUCCACCUACGGCAGCGAGGAUCGAGGAGCUUCGUUCGUCUGUCGGUGGAUAUGCUUCGCCCAGCAUGCACAUCGUCGUCAUCAUCUCUUUCUCAUGAUCCACAUGUAGUACUUUUUUUCAACACAACACCCAAAAAGCGAAUGCAAGCUCGGC